AUGUCUGCCAAAGUCAUAUCUACAGAGCCUUUGGAGACGAAAGAUGCCAAGUGGAUCAACCUAGUCAAGAUCAACUACGAAGACAGCAACGGCAAACCCCGCACCUGGGAAGCAACCAAGCGUACCACCCGCCCCAAGGAUAGCGCCGUGGAUGCUGUGCAGAUUGUCGCCGUCCUGCAGAAGCCCACAGGUCCUGAGCUGCUCCUUGAAAAGCAGUUUCGGCCCCCUGCCAGCAAGAUCGUGGUCGAGUUUCCCGCUGGCUUGGUGGAUGAGGGAGAGGACCCCGAGCAAGCUGCCGUGCGUGAGCUGCGUGAGGAAACGGGCUACGUCGGAGAGGUUAUACCGGACCGAAGGGGUGCCCGACCCGUGCUGUGGAGUUCUCCUGCUUCGUCGAGCUCGUGCACGUACCUGAUCAAAAUCAACAUCGAUUUGACCAAGGUAGAGAAUCAGAGCCCCAAAGCGCAGUUGGAGGACGGGGAGUUCAUCGAGUGUUUUACGGUGCCGCUGAAGGAUCUCUACGCCGAGCUGAGGAACUUGGAGGCCCAGGGGUUUGCUAUUGAUGGCAAGCUCGGCUCAUUCGCCGAGGGUCUUGAGAUGGCUGGCUGUGAGGGGAUUUUGGGCAUGGUAUGA
This is a messenger RNA of Pseudomassariella vexata, 630 nucleotides long. RefSeq names its product putative ADP-ribose pyrophosphatase. The transcript has 5 exons. Gene Ontology annotation, molecular function: ADP-ribose diphosphatase activity. Gene Ontology annotation, cellular component: nucleus; cytosol. Gene Ontology annotation, biological process: nucleoside phosphate metabolic process; ribose phosphate metabolic process. The record is from RefSeq and is a predicted model, not a curated record. Lineage: Eukaryota; Fungi; Ascomycota; Sordariomycetes; Amphisphaeriales; Pseudomassariaceae. The coding region runs from base 1 to 630 and encodes 209 amino acids.